This is a messenger RNA of Paraglomus occultum, 612 nucleotides long. Lineage: Eukaryota; Fungi; Glomeromycota; Glomeromycetes; Paraglomerales; Paraglomeraceae. The record is from the annotation of a GenBank genome assembly.
AUGCUCGUGGCCAAUUUCGAAUCGCUCGACGUGUGCAAGAAUGAAAUCUGGAAUCAAACAGAGACGGUGUCAACAAGUGUUAUGGAAGAAGUAGAGUUGUUUAUGAAUACGGUGGUGCCGCCGUUGCUACAAUUUAUUACGGAAGCACCGUUGAAGAUUGUUAUUGGUUUGCUGGCACUAUUUAUUGAAAGAAAUAAUAUUAUUUGCGUCGCUAAAAGCAAGGUCGGGUUGGCAUUUUUGACAAUGUUUUUGAGUCGAGCGGAGAUUUUGAAACAGGGUCGUGGAAGUCACCCACAGACCGAAGAAAGAGAAUUCCUGCAAUGGCAAGAGUUAUAUAAUCACCUUUUUACAUUACUUCAAACCCACUUUUUAUCACUGUUUCCGCCAUUUGUUACGGGGAUAGAUGAUAUGUACGUCUGGCAAUUUUUGGCCGCUAUGGCUGUUGGGGCUUCGCAUGAGCAGCAGUCGGUUCUAGUGACCGAAGUGAGGGAACGAGUGAUGGAGACACUUUUCCAAGUGAAGCUUCAGUCAGAUAAAGCGUACCAGAAAAUUAACAAUGUCAAUUUAUUUUUACAUGCUUUGGGAUUGGAUGCGUCUCAAAUAAGUAUCUGA